Octodon degus (degu) is the source of this 959-nucleotide messenger RNA. RefSeq names its product tryptase-like. The transcript is spliced from 5 exons. Bases 1 to 924 code for a protein of 307 amino acids. The record is from RefSeq and is a predicted model, not a curated record. Gene Ontology annotation, biological process: proteolysis. Gene Ontology annotation, molecular function: serine-type endopeptidase activity. NCBI's taxonomy places the organism in Eukaryota, Metazoa, Chordata, Mammalia, Rodentia, Octodontidae.
AUGCUGAGCCCAAUGCUGAACCUGCUGAUGCUGGCAUCGCCCCUCCUGUCUGGCGUGGUCCACACAGUCCCUGCCACUGGCCUGACCCUGAAGCGAGCAGGCAUUGUAGGGGGCCAGGAGGCCCCUGGCGGUAAGUGGCCCUGGCAGGUGAGCCUGAGGCACUUCAACUUCAACUUCUGGGAGCACUUCUGUGGAGGAUCGCUCAUCCACCCGCAGCGGGUGCUAACUGCGGCUCACUGUGUAGGACCGGAUAACAUGAGCCCUGAAUCACUGCGGGUGCAGCUUCGCAAGCAGCACCUCUAUUACCAAGACCACCUGUUGCUCGUUAGCCGGAUCAUCACACACCCUGACUACUAUGACGCCCAGAAUGGUGCAGACAUCGCCCUGUUGGAGCUGGAGGACCCUGUGAACACCUCCAGCCACAUCCACCCCGUCUCCCUUCCUCCUGCCUCUGAGACCUUCCCCUCAGGGAUGUCGUGCUGGGUGACAGGCGGGGGCAAUGUGCACAGUGGCUUGCCGCUCCCACUACCAUAUCCCCUAAAACAAGUGAAGGUCCCCAUUGUGGAAAAUCAUGUUUGUGAUGCCAAGUACCACAUGGGCCUCUCCAUGGGGGAUCACAUUCUCAUUGUUCGAGAGGACAUGCUUUGUGCUGGGAACAGCCAAAGAGACUCCUGCCAGGGUGAUUCUGGAGGGCCCCUGGUCUGCAAAGUGAGGGGCACCUGGAUGCAGGCAGGUGUGGUCAGCUGGGGUGAUGGCUGUGCUCAGGCCAACCGACCUGGCAUCUAUACCCGCGUGACCCACUACCUGGACUGGAUCCACUGCUACAACCCUGAGCUGGGUUGUCAGAGCUGCCUCUGCAUCAGGGGAGAAGCAGCCCCUUUUGUCCCCAGCAUGCUGCCUCCUGCCCAGAUAGAAGGCCCCUAGGCUUCCCUGUCCUGCCUUUAGCCCCCUCCCCUAUU